AAAAAAACAUGAUACUUCAUAUUCAACAAAACAAUUUUGUAAAAGAAAACUUAAAACAAUUCGAAUGUUUUGGAAUUGGAUAUCCUGUCUAGAAUGUAGUUCUAUGUUUAAUGUUACUAAGAACAAAUAUUAAAGAAACUCUACCGAUUCCAUUUGGUAUUUGCUUACAAUAAUAAAGUGUAGUUAAAGUUUUAACUUUCCUUUUUGUUUCUCCCUGUCUUUCCCAACAGCCUUAGAUCCUUGUACUUACACUAAGGCCUUACACAGCCUAAGCACAGUUACAAACAAUAGACAAGCUCGUACCAGACAAACCUACAAGUUACUUUGGGCAUAUACACCUUAAUUGUUUUAAUCUAAGAUAUACACUGGACAUUGGCUAAAUCUCGAAGAAGAAGAAAAAGAAGAAUCACAGAAGAAAUCUAAUCGAUAUGGGCAGGACUUACAGAUAGGAUUUCGGGAUACAUUAGGGGAUUUAAAAAAAAUAUAUAUUUCUGAGAAAACAAGGGACUUUAAAUUUCCCCAAUCUGUUGCAAUCAAACCUAAUAGAAUAGAGAAAAUGUCGAACAAAAAGGAGAGAAUGUGGUUUAAACCAACAUUUGAUUUUGAUCAAUGUGAUCCACCCAAGAAAUCAAAAGAACAAGCUAUAAGUACCAGUGUAUCAACUACUGUUUCUACAGACAAAGAAAGCAUUCACUCAAAAAUAAAUAACAUUAACAAUAUACAUCACAAAAGUUGGAUGAAAAAGUUUGAUCCAGUGACAGUGCAAGAUUUGGCAAUACAUAAUAAAAAAGUUCAAGAUGUUGAAGAAUGGAUUAAUGACUCUUGUAGUAGUAAUCACAGUCAUAUGUUGUUGUUGACUGGUCCUGUUGGUUGUGGCAAAACAGCCACAAUUCAUAUGUUAGCAAAAAAACACAAUAUAAAAGUUACAGAAUGGAUAACACCAAUUGACAUUGAAAUACCUUCUGAAAAUGGUGAAUUUGAGUUUCGGGAAAAACAGUCUACAAAAUUUAUGGAUUUCAUUUUAAAAGCUGCUAAUUUUACCUCGCUAUUAGAUGAUAAUACUAAGAAAUUAGUUUUGGUUGAGGACUUUCCCAAUACCUUUCUAAGAUCACCUUCCGAAUUCACUGAAGUCUUGCAUCAAUACAAAAGGAGAGCAAAAUCACCAGUGGUCUUCAUAUGUUCUGAUACUCAUACAGAUAGUAAAAAUACGGCAGGCAGUUUGUUUACAUUCAGUCUUCAGGAGGAGUUUGAAAUUCAUCAUAUUGUAUUUAACAGUGUUUCAGUGACAGGUCUACGUUCAGCUCUAAAGAGAGUUUCUGAGUUAAUCAGUAAGAAAUAUAUAUCAUUUUAUGACAUACCAACAUCAGACAUGAUAGAAUGUGUUGUAAAUUCUUCAGCAGGUGAUAUUAGAUCAGCUGUUUUGAACUUACAUUUUGCAUGUUUGAAAGGCAGUAAAUGUGAUUUAGAGACAAGUUCUGUAAUUAUAAAAGAAACAAAAUCCAAAGCAUCUAAAAAGAAGAAACAAACAUCUAGCAAGUUUCUAUCACUAGGUAAAGAUCAAACUGUCAGCAUUUUGCAUGGGGUUGGCAGAGUUUUAAAUCCUAAAGUAAUAAUGGAUAAUAACUGCCAAAGACUUUCUUACGCCCCAAGUGAUGUAAUAGAACAAUUUCUAAGCCAUCCAAGCUCUUUUGUAAACUUUUUAGCAGAAAAUUACCUUCCACACUUCUCUUCAAUUGACCAUGUAGAUAAGGCCGCGAGUGCAUUAAGUGAUGCAGAUUUUAUGUUAGCAGAAUGGAGGGAAAAAAUAUGUCAAGAAAAUGGAUUAUAUGUAGCGGUUGCGGGUUUAAUGCUUUCAAAUAAGGCACCUGUUUCGGCAUGGAAUCCAGUAAGAGGACCAAAGAAUAUGAAAAUCAUAUAUCCAUCACCACGCGAGUUUCCUGCUUUAGAUCAAAACUAUUUACACAAAGGGAGAGUCUUAGCCAUAGAUUACAAGACUUAUCUUCAUAUUAUUGGUAGUAAUGUAUAAUGUUUUCGUAGUUUAUUUAUGUUUAAUAUAUUCUUAAUAAAAUAUAAACCGUU
Chilo suppressalis (striped riceborer) is the source of this 2079-nucleotide messenger RNA. Lineage: Eukaryota; Metazoa; Arthropoda; Insecta; Lepidoptera; Crambidae. The record is from the annotation of a GenBank genome assembly.